AUGGCCGAGGAGAAGUGUCUGCGCAACGCCAGCUGCAAGUGCAGCAUGUGCGCGGGCUUCGACGUGGCGUCGCUCAUGGACAUCUCCAAGUCCAUCUCGUCCAACAUCAAGUACGACGACGACGACGCGGACGGCGCGCAGCAAGACGCACAGCCCCCGCCCGCGCCCGCAUUCGGCGGCAACUCGCCGCCCGUCCCGGCGCGCAAGAAGCCGGCGUUCGGGGGCAACUCGCCCCAGGUGGCGGCCGUUAAGCGUCCAGUGUCGGCUGCUAAGAGGCCGAAGGAGACGCCGGACGUCGUGAUGGAGGAGGCGACGGCGCAGGUGGAUACGGUGGCGUCUACGUUGAAGAAGAUGGAGGUGGACACGAGGAAGGACACUGGUGGACAGACGGCGGACGUCUCGCUGCACAGCGUGCUGCCCAAACUCACAGACAAGAACUGGAAGGUGCGGAAAGAGGGCUUCGAGGAGCUCAAGGCGGUGCUGGAGCAGCCUGGAGUGUCCACGAGCCAGGUGAGACCGGCCAUGGAGCUGUUCCCAAAGAUGUGCGAGGACGCCAAUGCUAGUGCCAUGGAGGCGGGUAUUGCUGCCGUACUGGCGUACACGCUGAACGUGGAGCCGUUCGACAAGGAGAUCGUGCCUGCUGUGAUGGCGCGCGUGACGGAUAAAGGCUUCUCGGCGCGGCCGGGCAUCGUCAAGCUCUGCGAAGAGCUGACAGACGCGUUUAUUGCAGCAGGUGCAGCGGAGGAGACUGUGACAGCGCUAUUGGAAGGGACGAACAACCGCAAACCGAAGGUACCGCCGGCGUGUAUGUCCUGUGUUCUUGAGGCGUUGACGGCGUACGGACCGCGGAUUGUGCCGCUGCAGGCGAUUAAGGCGGCGCUGCCGAAGUUGAUGGAGGGCGCGGUGAAAGUGCGCCCGAUUGCGAUGAAUGUUAUGGUGGAGAUUCACAGGUGGACGGGGCCAGCGCUGGUGCAAGAUAUUGUGGCUAACCUUCGACAAGCGCAGCAGACAGAGUAUGAGGCAAACACAAAGGAUAUCAUUCCGGGCCAGACAGUACCGACCAAGUUUGUGCGAGGAGCGAAAGCAGCAACGACUACUGUUGGUGCAGGUGGAAAGGGUUCAAGCGCCUCUGCUGGACCGGCUGAGCCUGCUCCUGCAGCGUUUGACCCGAGAGAUUUUGCCGAAACGGUGGACUUGCUUGCGAAGCUGCCUAAGACCGAGUUCAAGGCAAAGUUGGCUCUACCCAAAUGGAGUGAAAAGGUUGAGGCGUUGAAAAUUGUGCUGGAGACGAUCGGGCCCGUACCGAAGCUUGCGAAUGGCGACUAUUAUGAACUUGUGUCGACGCUGAAGCCGUUGACGAAUGACUCAAACGUGAACAUUGUAGCCAAGUCGAUUGAAGUGUUUGGCGCACUGGCAGAUGGUCUACGCAAGAACUUCACACAGCACGCGCGAACCAUGUUCCCCGAGAUGUUGCGGAAGUUGUCCGACAAGAAGUCCGUAAUUUUGAAUGCGACCAACAAGACGCUGGACUUGUUUCUUCAGCAUGCCAUGCCGAUCGAUAUGAUGAUGGAUGACCUAAAGUUGGCGUGCGAUGCGUCAAAGAACAAACCACCACCUGCACGUGUGCAAACGAUGGUUUUCCUGACUCGUGCCGUGGAAAAUCGCUACGUGGAUUUGAAUGACAAGGCGCUCAUAUUGGCGUUUGCGUCGAUGUUUAUGAAGGGUGUUGAUGACACUGACCCAAAGGUGCGCGAGGCUGGACAGAAGUCCUUCGUCGUGCUUUUGCAGGCAACAGACCAGACGACUGGAUGGCUGCAGAGCAUGAUGGGUGAAAUUGCACGGAAGAACCCACGAGCCUUUAAGACCAUCCAGAAGGGAUUAGGAGGCACUGGCGCAGCUUCGACACCCUCGUCUCGUCCCGGAAGUGCGGCUUCUUCUCGCCCUGGUAGUGCACCUCCUUCUCGCUCAGAUAGUGCUCCUCCUUCGCGGCCCGGUAGCGCAGGUAGCGCUGCCAGUCGGUCUAGCUUUGGCGGACCCAAGACAUCAGAACCAGACGACGAUGAUGUUGACAUGGAGGCUUCUGCUCCUUCGGCGGGCCCUCGGCGUCCACCCCUAAAGAAACGUGGGCCACCAUCUCGAUUUGGAAUGAAACCUGGUGCAGCUGGGGCCGCAGCACCGAAAGCAGCGCCAGCAAGAAAACCGUCUACUGCGGGUUCAAGUACUGGAGCUUCUGCUAGUGGUGCAAGCACUGAUUUUACGCCUAUGGCGAUCUCGGUUACUGCUGAAGAAGCUGAAGGUAUCAUUGAAGAUCUUCGCAUUGAAAGCUGGGGUGCCAUUCAGGACGGGUUUGCGAGCUCAAAGUGGAUGGAGCGGAAAGGAGCAAUCGAGGGGCUGGAAGAAUAUGCCAGAUCUCAUUCAAGCCAGAUGAAUUUGCGUACUAUCGAGGCAUUUACGAUGUACUUAUCGAAGCAAGUGAAGGACUUUAAGGACAGCAACAUCAAUGUUCUGAAGAGUUCAUUCCAAGCGGUUGGAACGUUCGCGGAGAUAGCUUCAAGUAAAUUUCCGCGUGGAGUGGUGUGUUUUGUUACCCCGCGGGCUUGUGACAAGAUCGGUGAUAGGAAAGCGAGUGAGGCAGUCCGCAACAUGAUCAUGCAGUUUUGUGAGGCUACCAGUCCUUCAUACACAACCGGCUGCAUGAUCGAGUACAUGCCGAAGGUCCGGACGCCGCUUGCACACAUCGAGGCACUAUCAGUAUUGUCGGAAUGCGUGAAGGACUUUGGCGUCUCCAUUUGCAAUCCACGUGCGUUGAUCGACUUCGCGAAGGGAGCUCUGGGUUUGGAGUCGUCGAACCCCAAGGUUCGCAGUUCCGCGACCUCUUUGCUUUGCGCUAUGUACUCGCAACUCGGACCUGCACUGCUCCCGAUUUUGAAUUUAGACAGCUGGAAGCCAGCACUGGCCGCUACAGUCGACGCUGAGUUUAAGAAAACUGGGUUUGAUCCGGCCACAGCUAAGGCGAGCGUAAGCCGUCAAGUGAAAGACCAGGAUGAAGCCCCAGCUGCAGCGGAUCCUGGUGCACUUUUCGGUCGAGUGGAUGUGAGUGGUCAGAUUACUAAGGAGCUUCUCGAGGAUAUGAAAAACGAAACGGAUAAAGUGGCGUGGAAGAAGCGUUCUGAGGCUAUGGACACAGUCCAAGCCAUUUGUGAGGGUGCUGGUUGCGCAAUUGAAUUUACGCGGCCAGUUCAAGAGGUGCUGCGCAGCUUGAAAGCUCGCUUGAAUGACUCAAACGCAAACUUGAAGGUGAAGGCUGCUAAUGUCAUCGGUGUGGUGGCCACAAGCGUUGGGCCUGAUGUCGCCAAGAUGUCCAAAAUUCUCGGAGCAAGCCUGAUCGCAGGUGUUGCAGACAACAAGAAGACGAUGCAGGCGGCAGCCAUCCAAGCUCUACACAAGUGGGUAUGCCACAACGAAGAAACGUCGUCUUCAUGCAUGGAAAGCCUGCUCUCCCCGCUAUCGGAGGGCCUCUUAAAUCCUGUUGGACGAGCUGAAUUACUCGGGUGGGCAGCGGAACACCUCAAGAACUGUGAAAAACUAGAUUUGAACAGCUUGGUGUCUCCGACGGUUCAAUGUAUGAUGGAUAAGUCAUCCGAGGCGCGUGAAAAAGCUCAACUGGUACUUGUUGAAGUGAUGAAGUCGGUUGGCAAGGACACCGUGCUUACUGCGGGGUGCCGUGGCAUAAAGCCAGCUGCCAUGCGUGCACUUAAGCCACUGUUACAGAAAGUGUGCGAAGCUGUCGAAGCCAGUAGCGCUUCUACCCCUGUCAAUGAACCUUCUUCAUCCAUCCCUGGGCCAAGUGCAACUCCUCCCGUUGCUCCACCGACUGCUGGCCAUAGCGCAUCGGGUAGUGGAAUCGGUCGUGGUGGCAUCCGCAGAAGAGCUAGUGCAUCUGCAGCUGGCGGUACCCCGGUGAAGUCACGGCUUGCGCGUCCGGGCUCACUUCGUGCGCCAUCAACGCCUUCUGAGAGCGUCGAGAAGGAAGCUGCACCAUUGCUCAAAAUGAGUACCAACAAACCAGCUAGAAUUGCCAAGGGGCAAUACAAUAAGUGGAUUUUCGAGACUACUUCGGUGAGCGAGAUGAAUGCACGCAAGGGCGAGAUCGAAGCUGAAUGGAAGCCGUUUUUGUCGCCGGAAUUCUAUGCCAAACUCUUUGCCCCGUCGUUGGAAAAGGGAAUGCUAGCUGCUAUGGAUGAGUUAACGUUGUGCAUCGUGCACCAAGCUGAAGAGGUGGUCGCAUAUCUUGAUCUUGUGCUGAAGUGGUGCACCCUACGCAUUGUAGACAACAACGUGCAGGCAUUGGCGAAGUUGUUGGAAGUUCUCGUGAAGCUCUUCGAAAUGCUGAAGGACACUGGGUAUCAGUUGGAUGACGUUGAGGCGGCAAUUUUGUUGCCAUACCUUCUCCAGGAGAGUGGUCAGUCAAAGCCACGCUUCCGAGUGCGGUUCCGUGAUGUGAUGAAGCUGGUUGUGGAUGUGUACAACCCAGAAAAGUAUGUUCCAUAUUUGAUGGAGUGCUUCAACGGGUCGAAAAACAUGAAGAGCCGCUGCGAGUGCAUCGACCUGGUCGAGUACAUCGUUAGUGUGCACGGGUACCAAAUGAUUGGCCGCAAGUGCAUUAAAGACGUGGGCAAGUAUGUCGUCGCUCAUGAAAAGGAACUUCGUGAAAGUGCGAUUAACACGCUAGUAGCUGUGUACAUGCGCACGGAAGGAGGAAACCCAGACAAGUUUUUCCGCUUCGCAGGCAUUACUACUCAGCAAGGUAUCGACUUGCUGAACGCGCGUUUGAAACAUCUGCCUGCCAGUGGCUUUGUCAACGAAACCAGAGCACCUGCUGUACAGGAGGCGAUCCCAGAGCAGCAAGUGCCACAGCAGCAGCAGCAACAGCGAACUGGUUUUGGAUUUGGUUUCGGUCGAGCCCCGGCUACUGCGACAGCAGCACCAGUCAAUAUCUUCACGAAGCCGACUGAAGAAGAUAUUCCUGAGCCGACUCCAAUUGCUGGGGUGAAUCAGGCUGAUAUUGCGCCCCACGAUGGCGAUGUGGAUAUGGGCGUGCCAGCUGAGGAAAUCGUCGAAGAGACUGCAUCGAGCGCGACCAUUGAAGAACUUCUCUUAAGGCCAAUUGAGCUGUUGAUUAAUUCGUCGAAAGAAGUUGUACCGGCUGGUACGCCUGCGUACGUUGAGGGAGGGAACGCUCUCAAGGGCCUGUACGCUAUCAUCAACCGCCCUUCGGAUCCGUCGGAGGUUGAGUUCUUGCACUCCUAUGUGAACGAGAUCGUUCUCGCGCUUUGCGACUGCAUCCAUGGAGCAUUUUACGCAGGCAAUGCUGAGAAGAGGCCUGAGAUGUACAUCCUUGCCAUCAGCAUCACCACGUUGACGGUGGUGUUCAGCAGCGAAGCGGUGACAAGCAUGCAGCGCUACACGGUAGAACGCGUGCUACUGGAACUGUGCUCCAAAAUCAUGGAUCCGCGUUUGGAAAAGUUUUCUGAGAAGGCGAAUUUACCUGCAGCGGAGCUAGCAACAAUGCCGCAUGAAGAGAAGCGAUACCUGAUGGUGUUCAAGGCCCUGUACAAGGCUAUGCGCAAGCUGACUGAGCGAGCGAAGCCUGGGGACGUGUACCCGUCGGUGAUCAACCUUUUGCAGCGUCUCAUGCACAAUGAUGUCGGUGACUACAACAAGAACGACACCCUCAAGCACUUGCUAAAAGAGGACUCGCUGGAUCAGCUUGUUGGGCGUAUCCUGCUCAAGCUGUCGAACGUCCAAGCCAGCUCGCUGACCCCGUUCGAAGGCAUUGAUAUCUUUGGCGUGCUUAUGCAGAUGCACAUUGCUUUUGAAGCCUCGAUGAAGGACGUGCCUCCUAACUCACCUGUGCGCAAGGUUAUCGAGGAGAUGGGGUAUGGUCAGUCGCAACAGCAGCUUGCUGCUGAGCCGACGGGCCUCGGCACCACGAGCAAUGACACAAGCAAUCACGUUGCUUCAGCCGCGCCGCGAGGUAUUACGAGCCACUUCGGUGGUGGCAGUGCCUCUAACGAUGAUGCAGCAGCAACGGGAGUUAGCAUUACGCGGCAACUUUUCCCACCCCGAGACACUGACAGCACGACACGCAUAACAAGAACAGUAUCGGCAGCCCCGCCACUUGCCUCGGAAACGCGUGGACGCAGCUUCACCUCUUUUCAUGAUUUCGCUGCAACCCGUGGAGCGUCGAGCAAUGCAGCGCGUCCGUCAAGUACAAGCGCACAGCUAGAGAACCUGCGAGAGCGGUUGCAGAUGUCGCGUCAUUUCAAGUAAGAAGUAGUUAGUAGUCGCGCCGAUAGACUGCAGAGGCGAACGACCAGAUUUGCUGCAGUAGAGUAGCAGACCUUCCGGAGGAUAAAAGGCAUUGGCGUGUUGUUC
Messenger RNA from Phytophthora sojae, 6438 nucleotides. RefSeq lists its product as hypothetical. The record is from RefSeq and is a predicted model, not a curated record. Gene Ontology annotation, biological process: centrosome duplication; microtubule polymerization; mitotic spindle organization. The coding region runs from base 1 to 6333 and encodes 2110 amino acids. Gene Ontology annotation, cellular component: kinetochore; centrosome; microtubule plus-end. The transcript has 2 exons. Lineage: Eukaryota; Oomycota; Peronosporomycetes; Peronosporales; Peronosporaceae. Gene Ontology annotation, molecular function: microtubule plus end polymerase activity; microtubule plus-end binding.